AACGUAACUGUCAACAAAACAUACGAGCGCGGAUUCCCGAACGGAAAAGAGUGACCGUUUUUUCAACCAGAAUAGGUUAUUAAUUAUUUUUUUCAAACAUUUGUGGACAUUUCCGGCAGCAGCUUCAACCGGUUCGUGUGACGAAACUGUAAAAGUUAAUUGGACGUUUAAAAUGACUGAUUUUGACUGGGACAACAUCAGCAUCGGGGAACCGGCUUUGAACACAUCCAACAGUUAUUUCUUUCGCGAUUUAAAGAUGGAGAAGGAGGAUGAGCCGGAGUUAGACUGCGGCGCCUCGUCUAGCUCGUCGGGGCGCAGUACCGGCAGACAUCCGGAUGACGAAGCGCUUCGGGAGGAGUAUCAGCGCCAGCAGGCCAAGACAAGGCAGGGGGAGACCUGCGACCGCGCCUAUCGGUACGCUCAGGUAUAUGAGGCCAAGCGGGAGGCGCUGCGCAAGAAGGAAGAGAAGCAACUGCUGGAAAUGAAGAAGUUUCAUGCCCGGCCGGCACCGAACUUCAAACAAGGUGGGAAGAAGGAGAACGUCCUGCCGAAGUUCACCAUUCCGGUUACGCCGAAGCAGAUGAAGCCGGACCGGAUAAAGAAGCAAACGAUGCAGGUCAAGAAAUUGGAGGAUCGCACCAAAGAGCCAGAACCAUCAAAAGAGUUCAAGGCGAACGAUGCCAAAGUACUCAAAGAGGAACCUUUCAAGCCGGCACUGGUCAAAACGGUGGUCAAGCAGACCCCGUUCGAGCUGAGGAUGUCUUCGCGGUUGCAGGAGCGGAAGCAAUUCGACGAGCAGCGUCAGCGCGCUAAAGAGGAAAAGGCUCGCCGCGAAGCGGAAGAACGACGGCUGGCUGAGGAGCGAGAGAUGAAACUGCUGCGCAAACAGAAGGAAUUUAAAGCCAAUCCCAAUCCGUUCAAGUAAGUGGUAGCUUGGUGUGAAUGAUUCAAUUAUUUUGUAUUUUUAUGUUUUACCCGUUUAUGUAUCGUAAUCGUAGUCACUAAACUCCGCGAGACCUGUAUUUCGCUAUCAAAUGCGAUCAAUCGCACUAACGCUAGUUAUUAAGCUUUUAUGUAUAUUCAAUCUGUCUAGGAUUAAACAUAUUUUGCUAACCA
Messenger RNA from Armigeres subalbatus, 1116 nucleotides. RefSeq lists its product as uncharacterized. Bases 173 to 925 code for a protein of 250 amino acids. The record is from RefSeq and is a predicted model, not a curated record. Lineage: Eukaryota; Metazoa; Arthropoda; Insecta; Diptera; Culicidae. The transcript has 3 exons.